Coffea arabica (coffee) is the source of this 2130-nucleotide messenger RNA. RefSeq names its product protein NUCLEAR FUSION DEFECTIVE 4-like. Gene Ontology annotation, cellular component: membrane. The record is from RefSeq and is a predicted model, not a curated record. NCBI's taxonomy places the organism in Eukaryota, Viridiplantae, Streptophyta, Magnoliopsida, Gentianales, Rubiaceae.
GCAAACUUCCUUGGCAUGCCAUAAGCUCCUAGUCUUUGCCAAUAGGCAUUAAACAAUAAAAACACACAUAUCAACUUAACCAUGGUGUUUGCUGGCAAUUAUGGUGGAGGUGGUGGCUGCUCAAACAUGGGUGGCUUUGCCGUCCAGGUCAUCACCAGCCGGUGGUUCAUGAUCUUUGCCACCAUUUUCAUCAUGGCUGCCGCUGGUGCAACAUACAUGUUUGGCCUUUACUCACAAGAGAUCAAAACAACCCUUGGCUAUGACCAAAGUACACUCAAUUUACUCAGUUUUUUCAAAGACUUGGGAUCUAAUGUUGGUGUCCUCUCAGGCCUAAUCAAUGAAGUCACCCCACCAUGGGUUGUACUGUCGAUGGGUGCAGUCCUGAAUUUCUUUGGCUACUUCAUGAUUUGGUUAGCCGUGACCAAAAGAAUAUCCAAACCCCAAGUGUGGCACAUGUGCUUGUACAUUUGUAUUGGUGGAAAUUCUCAGUCAUUUGCCAAUACAGGAGCCCUGGUCACAGCAGUCAAGAACUUCCCGGAAAGCCGGGGAGUUGUGCUUGGACUUCUCAAAGGUUUUGUUGGCCUAAGUGGUGCAAUCAUCACUCAACUCUAUCAUGCAGUGUAUGUUGAUGAUACCAAGUCUUUGAUCUUGAUGAUUGGCUGGCUUCCAACAGUUAUUUCCUUCACUUUCCUUCGAACAAUCCGAAUCAUGAAGGUCGUUCGAAUCGAACACGAGCUGAAAGUCUUCUACAGACUUUUGUAUGUCUCACUUGGGCUCGCUGGAUUUCUCAUGGUAAUUAUUAUACUCCAGAAUAGGUUUAACUUCAGCCAUAGUGAGUUUAGCAUCAGUGGUGUUGUCGUCAUUAUUUUGCUCUUUUUACCACUUGCCGUUGUUAUUCAAGAAGAGCUUGAUACGUGGAGGAAAAAGAAAGCUGCCCUGGAUAGUAUUUCUCAGCUGAAAGUUAUCACUGAGAAUCCCAGUCCUGAUCAGGCUGCUGCAGCUGAUUAUCAGCCAAAAUCAACAGAAAAGCAAGUGGAAUUACCAUCUUCGUCCGCAGUUAAAAAUACUACAGAGCAACAACCUACCACAGAAAUCCAGGAAGUAUCUUGCUGGAGAACUGCUUUCAGGCCACCAAAUAGAGGUGAGGAUUUCACCAUACUUCAGGCACUCUUCAGUAUGGAUAUGUUCAUCCUGUUUCUGGCAACAAUUUGUGGUGUUGGAGGUACUUUGACGGCAAUUGACAACUUGGGUCAGAUUGGAGCUUCACUCGGCUACCCCAAAAGAAGCACUAGCACAUUUGUGUCACUCGUGAGUAUUUGGAAUUAUCUAGGAAGAGUGGUUUCUGGUUUCCUAUCUGAGCACUUUUUAACCAAGUACAAAUUUCCUCGUACCCUGAUGCUUACAAUCAUAAUAGUCAUAUCCUGCGUAGGCCAUCUUCUCAUAGCUUUUGGUGUCUCAAAUGGGCUAUACGUUGCAUCAGUAAUCAUAGGAUUUUGCUUUGGCGCUCAAUGGCCAUUACUUUUUGCUAUAAUUUCUGAACUUUUUGGCCUCAAAUAUUACUCCACUCUCUACAAUUUUGGCUCCGUGGCCAGUCCAAUUGGCGCAUAUCUCCUCAAUGUGAGGGUCGCUGGACAUCUAUACGACAGGGAAGCUGAGAGGCAACUCAACGCGUUGGGACUGAAGAGGAAGCACGGAGAAGAUCUGAAUUGCGAUGGAGUAGAGUGCUUCAAAUUGUCCUUCAUCAUCAUUACUGCAGUAACAGUUUUUGGAGCGCUGAUUUCAUUGAUUUUGGUGUCGAGGACUAGAAACUUUUACAAGAGCGACAUCUAUAAGAAAUUCAGGGAGGAAGCCAAGGCGGCCGAGACUGAAAUGGCAUUGCCCGGAAAUGGCACCGUUGUUCCAAGCCGUAACAAGGAAUAGACUAAAUAUUAUUGUAAUUUGUCAACGUAGAAUUUGUGUAGGUUACAGGCAGGUACAAUUAACGUUACCCCAGCUUAAAGUCGAACCAGCUGAUAAUUACAAUCCUUUUCUUUUUCUUGCUUGUAAAGAAAAAUAUCCGGGUUCGACUCUCAAUCAUUCUAUUCCCUCAAGUCUCCAAUUAUCAAACCUUGUCUGUUUUUGGUUGUCAAA